GAUGGUGUAACUUGACCUCCUGUCCUCCAGUCCUGGUGAAGCUGCGGGGCACGGACGAGGUGGGCGAGGACAUGCAGGAGAUGAAGGAGGAGAGCCAGCAGAUGAUGAGGGAGAAGACGGUGACCAUCCCCGAGCUGUUCCGCUCCGCCGCGUACCGCCAGCCGCUGUUCGUCGCCGUCAUGCUGCAGCUGUCCCAGCAGCUGUCUGGGAUCAACGCUGUGUUUUACUACUCGACCGGGAUCUUCGAGCGAGCGGGGGUGUCCCAGCCGGUCUACGCAACCAUCGGUGCAGGAGUGGUCAACACCGCCUUCACGGUGGUCUCUGUAAGUCACACAAAGAAAUAUACAGUGCUGCUCAUAAGUUAACAUACCCCCCCCCCCCCAGGCUUAAGUUGAAUAAAAAGAGGAAUAAAAAAAUCAUGAUUCGGAAAUUAAACGUAAUGCCUUAAUUAAAAAAUGAGGUAAAAUCC
This is a messenger RNA of Etheostoma cragini (Arkansas darter), 469 nucleotides long. Its product is annotated as solute carrier family 2, facilitated glucose transporter member 1-like. Lineage: Eukaryota; Metazoa; Chordata; Actinopteri; Perciformes; Percidae. The record is from RefSeq and is a predicted model, not a curated record. Gene Ontology annotation, cellular component: apical plasma membrane; basolateral plasma membrane. The coding region runs from base 72 to 365 and encodes 97 amino acids. Gene Ontology annotation, biological process: response to insulin; monosaccharide transmembrane transport. The transcript is spliced from 2 exons. Gene Ontology annotation, molecular function: hexose transmembrane transporter activity.